AUGCCCUGGCGAUCGUGCCCCACCAAUUUUUUUAUCUAUCCCAUUUCCCCACCAUCACCCGCCAAACCUCUGAACCUCGCAUACACAUUUACCCCAGCUUUGCCGCAUCUCGAGCUCAACUGUACCAUCCCCAGCACAGGCUACGCCCCAUAUAGCCUCCUUCACCGAUAUACAGCAAGAGACUCCCAGUUUCCUGCCGCAUUGCGCCGAUACACCGACUGUGCGAGGGCCAGCACUGGGCCCACGAGACCUCAAAAUUCCGUCUACCGACCACGAAAUCCACAUCGAAAUAGCACAACCCUCGUCAUGUCCUACUUCAAGACUGGCCAGGAGUGGCUGGACCAAUCCGCCUUGCUAAUCCAGGCCAGCCCUACCACUACCAAAAUCACAACACGAUACUCGAUCAAGGUCGUGAAGCGCCGUAAACCCGCCGUCGCCGACACCGCCGCCGCCGCGGAGAAGCCGCCGCGCGCCGUGCUCGUCCUCAAGACGUUUGACCCCUGCAGCGGCGUGACGCUCAAGUACCGCACGACCAAGGCGGCCGAGGUGUCGCGGUUGAUGGGCGCCGCCAUGGGCCAGCUGGGCCGCAGCAUGGCCGCGCUGCCCGAUGUGUCGGCGGAGGAGCCCAUGCCGGAUGCUGCCGUUGACGAGGAAGUGCAGAAGCCGCAGCCGGCGGCGCCGGCGCCAGCCCCGCAGGCGCAGAGUGCGCCAGCGACGGGAGGUGGUGGCAAGAAGAAGAAGAAGGGCAAGAAAUAG
Molecule: messenger RNA, 756 nt
Organism: Cordyceps militaris CM01
Lineage: Eukaryota; Fungi; Ascomycota; Sordariomycetes; Hypocreales; Cordycipitaceae
Exons: 2
Coding region: 1-756 (251 amino acids)
Biological process (GO): SRP-dependent cotranslational protein targeting to membrane
Cellular component (GO): signal recognition particle, endoplasmic reticulum targeting
Source: RefSeq, a predicted model, not a curated record